GCCUCGCCUCCAGUGGAGCAAUGCUUACAGCUAUGAGCAAUAGUUUAUAAUACUUACAAACAAUAAUUAAUUUUUUCCCCACUAGUUCUACAGUUUCAACGGCAUUCCGGAUCACAACCCGUUAAUAAUGUACAUGGAAUCGAGGACAACAAGGUGGAUAUAGCAGGAGUGCAUUUGUGUUUAUGUGUGCUGAUCUGCUAAAGAUGGACAACAAACCGUGAUGAGCCGGCCAGUUUGCGCUGAAACUACCUAGGAAGGUCAAGGCGCUCCGAGUGGGCCGAAGGGUGUCUGGCAAUCUGUACUGUGGUUGCACACUGACAGCCUUGAUGCACAAAGUAGAACUCAAUAAGCAACAACAAUUAAGAAAAUAUCCACCACUUAGACCUGUACUGCUGGGGUCAACUCAAUCUCAGAUUUAAAUCUUCUCUCGUCAUGAUGAAUACAAUCAGAGGUGGUACAGUUAGCUGGCGACCACAGCCGUGGCAGGAUGCAGACAGAGGGGGUGGAGAGCCUCUCUCAGAUAGCGACUCGGAAGAAGAGGAUUUUCCAGAUGACCACUCGACUCCUUUGGGGGAGUAUGUGACUCAGGGGUUAAAGCAGCUACUUGAUGCUCAGCAGCUGUGUGAUGUCACACUAUUGGUGGAGGGAAAGAAGUUCAUGUGUCACAGGGUUCUAUUAGCAGCAGUCAGUCCAUAUUUUCGAGCCAUGUUUACUAGCCCUCUUGUGGAGUCUCGUCUCGCUGAGAUCCGACUGGAGGAAGUGACACCCUCUGUUAUGGAGACCGUUAUUCACUUUGUUUAUACUGGGGAAGCAGAUCUUAGUCUUGACACUGCAGAGGAUUUAUUUGUAGCAGCUAAUCGUCUACAAGUGAUGCCCUUGCAGGACCUUUGCUCCAGGUUCCUUUUUGAACACCUCUCUGUGGAGAAUUGCCUGGGUAUGUACUCUCUGGCUCGUUCACAUCAUGAUCAGCUUCUUCUUCGGGCUUCUUUGCGACUUGUGGGCCAGCAUUUUCCUCGAGUGGCCCGGCAGAGGGAUUUCCUCCUGUUGGACCCAGGCACCCUUGGCAGCUUGUUAGAGUCUGACCGAUUAGGUGUGGAAUCAGAGACGGAGGUUUACGAUGCAGCGAGACGCUGGGCAGAAUACCAGCCUGCUGAUCGGUACAGUCACAUGCCCAAAUUGUUACGUCAUUUACGUCCCGGUCUUUUGGGCCCUAAAGAAAGCCACCGUCUGAACCAAGAACUCGGUCCUCUGGCCAGUACUGAAGGCAUGGGAGGACCAUUGAGGCCACGAGAAGGCAUGUUCGAGAAGAAAAUUGUUUGUGUGGAUCUUAAACCAAGGGAGGAUGAGUCUUUACAGAAAAAAGACUUCACAGUAGAUUGCUUUGACCCACGUACAGGAAUGUGGGAGAAGUUGUCUGCCUUGGGCUCGUUGCUUUGCCCCGGCUGUACUGCUGUUGGAGGUCGCUUGUUUGUGGCAGGUGGAAUUCUGCGGUCAGGUCAAGUAUCAUCAUCGCUGCAUGAGUACGAUGUCGUGCUAAACCGCUGGAUUGCACGGCCAUUGCUGGCUGAACCACGUGCAAUGUUGGGGCUGCUUGGCUGUGGAGGUUUCUUAUACGCUCUGGGUGGAUGUAACCGAUCAGCAUUUCUAGACACAUGUGAAAGAUUUGACCUUAAUACACUCACCUGGGCAUCAGGACCUCGUUUGCCAUUGCCGCUGCGCUCUUUUGCUUGCGCUGCCCUCCGUGGUCGCCUGUACUUGCUUGGGGGUACCACUUUGGAGCAGAGUAGGGCUGUGGUGCAUGCAGGCGUGCUUAUAUACCACACUGUUACACGGACCUGGAGCCGUGUUGCUCUAGACUCUGGCGCCACCUGCCUGGCUGGAGGAGUAGCAGUACGUGGUGGUGUUUGUGCUAUCGGGGGUUACUUGCGUGAUGCAGCCAAGUUCCUAGAUGGCAACUACACCCAGGCUGAACCACUAGAUGCUACAGGACGUGUGUUGUUCUUUCGAGAAGGACGAGGAUCGGCAAUGGAACGGGAGGUGCCUGUUCCAGCAGACCGAGGGGGUGGUGGUAGCGACCGUGCCCCUAGUCCUGUGGUUUUUCCAGGCUUGCCAAGGCGCAUUGCUGCCGGAGGUGUUGCCAGAUGGAAGCGCAGGAUUUAUGUAUUGGGUGGCGAGAAUGGAUCAAGAUUUUAUGAUAGUGUAUACUGCUGGAAACCUGGCUGGCGUAGCUGGGUCCAAAGAAGGGAGAAAUUACCAGGAGAUACAGGAGGAGUUAGCCAGUUUGGAUGCACCACUCUAAAGUUCCCCAAAAAACACAUUUUGACGCGUCUUCGGGCUGCUCAACAGAAACAGGGAAAGGAAAAAAGACCGAUCCGGUCAUGCAGAAUCAUGCGUAUCGAUAGGACAGGUCAGGAAGUGUAAUUUUUAGAAAUUGGCAUUUCUGUCACCGUGACAUGUUUUUGCACCUGAUUUUACAUCUUCAAUAUUGGUUGAUGUCUUGAUGCUCUGUAAUCCUUUAUUUCAUAACUGCAAGCUGAACAUAUGUUUUCGUUUCUAAAUAUUGACAAAGAAAUGCAUAACAAAAACAUAGGAUAUUUGUAUGAUUUCAGAAUGUUUAUCUCGUAAAGAUGCCAAGAUAUGUUGCAAGAUUUUCAGUGCAUUGCUGUGAUUCAAAGACUUGCUGAUGUUCAAGAGCAUUGAUAAAAAUUCUACACAUUUGCCCAAAUGUCUGCUUGAAAAUUUCACAUCAUUAAGAAUUUGUUCUUGAACCACAACAAAAAUCGUUCUCUCUCUCUCUCUCGCUCUCUGUCUGUCUGUAAACUAGCUUAAAUUGUAAAUUAAAUAUAGUAAGGAAGAUUAAUAGAAAAGGGGAUUUUUUUUUUUUUUUUGUUUGUUUUUUAAUCUCUGUUUUCACUGUGAUGCUCAAUAUACAGUUGAAGUCAGAAGCUUACAUACACCUUAGCCAAAUACAUUUCUCAAUACUCAGUUUUUCAUAAUUACUGACAUUUAAUCAUAGGCAACAUUCCCUGUAUUUGGGUUGCCUUCCACAAGCUUCUCACAAUAAGUUGCUCCAUUUCACCAGACAGAACUGGUGUAAUUGAGUCCGGUUUUUAGACCUCCUUGCUUGCACAUGCUUUUUCAGAUCUGCCCACAAAUUUUCUGAUGGAUUGAGGUCAGAGCUUUGUGAUGGCCACUCCAAUACCUUGACUUUGUUGUCCUUAAGCCAAUUUGCCACAACUUUGAAGGUAUGCUUGGGGUCAUUGUCCAUUUAGAAGACACAUUUGCGACCAAGCUUUAACUUCCUGGCUGAUGUCUUGAGAUUUUGCUUCAUUAUAUCCACGUAAUUUUCCUUCCUAAUGAUGCCAUCUAUUUUGUGAAGUGCACCACUCCCCAACAUGAUGAACACCCCCACAACAUGAUGCUGCCACCCCUAUGCUUCAUGGUUUGGAUGGUGAUCUUCGGCUUGCAAGCCUCAGUCUUUUACCUCCAAAAAAAUUUUUUCAUUAGACCAUAGGACAUUUCUCCAAAAAGUAAGAUCUUUGUCCCCACGUGCACUUGCAAACUGUAGUCUGGCUUUAUUUUAGCGAUUUUGGAGCAGUGGCUUCUUCCUUGCUACCCAGCCUUUCAGGUUAUAUCAAUAUAGGACUCGUUUACUGUGGAUAUAGAUACUUGUCUACCUGUGUCCUUCAGUAUCUUCACAAGGUCCUUUGCUGUUGUUCUGAGAUUGAUUUGCACUUUUUGCACCAAACUACGUUCAUCUUUAGGAGACAGAUUGCACCACUUUCCUGAGCCAUAUGAUGGCUACGUGGUCCCAUGAUGUUUAUACUUGUGUACUAUUUUUGGUACAGAUGAACGUGGUUCCUUCAAGCAUUUGGAAAUUGCAGAAUCAUGCGUAUUGAUAGGACAGGUCAGGAAGUGUGAUUUUUAGAAAUUGGCAUUUCUGUCACCGUGACAUGUUUUUGCACCUAAUUUUACAUCUUCAAUAUUGGUUGAUGUCUUGAUGCUCUGUAAUCCUUUAUUUCAUAACUGCAAGCUGAACAUAUGUUUUCGUUUCUAAAUAUUGACAAAGAAAUGCAUAACAAAAACAUAGGAUAUUUGUAUGAUUUCAGAAUGUUUAUCUCGUAAAGAUGCCAACUUGCCAAGAUAAAUUGCGAGAUUUUCAGUGCAUUGCUGUGAUUCAAAGACUUUCUGAGGUUCAAGAGCAUUGAUAAAAAUUCUACACAGAUGCCCAAAUGUCUGCUUGAAAAUUUCACAUCAUUAAGAAUUUGUUCUUGAACCACAACAAAAAUCGUUCGCUCUCUCUCGCUCUCUGUCUGUCUGUAAACUAGCUUAAAUUGUAAAUGAAAUAUAGUAAGGAAGAUUAAUAGAAAAGGGGAUUUUUUGUUUUUUAAUCUCUUUGUUUUCACUGUGAUGCUCAAUAUACAGUUGAAGUCAGAAGCUUACAUACACCUUAGCCAAAUACAUUUCUCAAUACUCAGUUUUUCACAAUUCCUGACAUUUAAUCAUAGGAAACAUUCCCUGUCUUAGGUCAGUUAGGAUCACUACUUUUAUUUUAAGAAUGUGACGUCAGAAUAAUUGCAGAGAGAAUGAUAUAUUUCGGCAUUUAUUUCUUUCAUCACAUUCCCAGUGGGUCAGAGGUUUACAUACACUGUGUUAAUAUUUGGUAGCAUUGCCUUUAAAUUGAAAAACUUGGGUGAAACCUUUUGGGUAGCCUUCCACAAGCUUCUCACAAUAAGUUGCUCCAUUUCACCAAACAGAACUGGUGUAAUUGAGUCCGGUUUUUAGACCUCCUUGCUCGCACAUGCCUUUUCAGUUCUGCCCACACAUUUUCUGAUGGAUUGAGGUCAGAGCUUUGUGAUGGCCACUCCAAUACCUUGACUUUGUUGUCCUUAAGCCAAUUUGCCACAACUUUGGAAGUACAACAUUUUUGUUUCAUCAGACCAGAGGACAUUUCUCCAAAAAGUAAGAUCUUUGUCCCCACGUGCACUUGCAAACUGUAGUCUGGCUUUAUUUUAGCGAUUUUGGAGCAGUGGCUUCUUCCUUGCUACCCAGCCUUUCAGGUUAUAUCAAUAUAGGACUCGUUUACUGUGGAUAUAGAUACUUGUCUACCUGUGUCCUUCAGCAUCUUCACAAGGUCCUUUGCUGUUGUUCUGGGCUUGAUUUGCACUUUUUGCACCAAACUACGUUCAUCUUUAGGAGACAGAUUGCACCACUUUCCUGAGCCAUAUGAUGGCUACGUGGUCCCAUGAUAUUUAUACUUGCGUACUAUUGUUGGUACAGAUGAACGUGGUUCCUUCAAGCAUUUGGAAAUUGCUCCCAAGAUGAACCAGAUUGUGGAGGUCCACAGUUUUAUUUCUGUGGUCUUGGCUGAUUUCUUUUUGCUUGGAAUCAUGGGGAAAAAAUGGCACUGAGUUUGAAGGUUGGCCUUAAAAUACUUUCUGGAAUUUUCCAAGCUGCUUAAAGGCACAGUUAACUUAUUGUAUGUAAACUUCUGACCCACUGGAAUUGUGAUUUAGUCAAUUAAAAGUGAAACGAUCUGUCUGGAAACAGUUGUUGGAGAAAUUACAUAUGUCAUGCACAAAGUAGAUGUCCUAAACGACUUGCCAAAUCUAUAGUUUGCUAAUAUUAAAUAUGUGGAGUGGUUAAUAAAAUUAGUUUUAAUGACAUCAACCUAAGUGUAUGUAAAUCUCUGACUUUAACUGUAGACAUAGAAUGCUACCUUACAAAAAUGUACCAUGGUAACCAUAGUUCCCACCAAAAUACCAUAGUUACUACAGUGUUGCUGCUUUAUUAUCAUAAUAAAUUACUAUUCAGAUUUCAUAAUCUCUGCUAUUUUAAUUAACAAUGGAAAUUACCACAGUAUUAUUGUAAUAGCACUGUAAAGUUUUUGUUUUUUUAUUUGUGGAAACCAUGUUUACCUUGGUAACAUCUUACCAUGUUCUUAUAAUGUUGCUUAGCAGCAGUUAUCAUGUGGGUCAUUUGGAUGAUUUUUAAUCAGAUAUGCUAUGUUGCAAACACUUCUGUAACCCGGAAAAUCAGAACUUUUGUUAACAAGGUGAACUAAUUAUGAAACAAUUACAAUACCACCCUAAUCCAACCUAAUUUGAUGCUGGAAUCUCUCACUCGCACAUUGUUUUUAUAGAUAUAAAUACUGAUCAAAACAGGACUUGCAACACUUGCUCUUGGACUGAAAUUUCAGCCUUUAUUUCUGAACUAACAAAGAAAAAAACUAAAUGAAUACAAACAACAAAAUGGCUACAAAAAACUUAUGUUGCAAUCCUUAUUUUGUAUGACUGCAUUUUGUGGUGUCCAUCGUUGGAUGCUUUUGGAGCAUCUAUUAAAAUUUUUGGCUCUGAAUCUUUAGUUAUGGGAUGUUAUUAAUUCAUGAAGAAGGGCCCAACAAAGUUGCUGGCCACUUGGAGACACAAGGUCACUAGAUUGUGUGAUCCAUCAUACCUCCAAAGUUACUCCAAGUGUGAUGGUCAGAAUAUUACUUCUGCUCAACUCAAGGUCCACUGCAGACUUUUGUUGGCCAUCGGACGGUGGCCAUCCAGGAGCAAAGUUAAAUAGCCUUGCCUUAAGGUAGUAGUGACCACAGCAGUAUUGUGUGGCUUGCAUUUAGCUGUUGUAUAGGGUCAGGUUAUGUUUCCUAACAGGGUUAUUGAUGAUUUAUCUGCAGUCAUCCCUAUAACACACCUUGUUCAGUCUGCCCUCAGUGAUACUGAUGAGUAAAUAUAUGUGUAGUGGUUUAAUGACAUCUUUUGCUGGUCAUCUCAUCUGAAAGUUUUUAACAAAUGAUUAUAAAAGAAACCAAAUGACUGCUUUUUGUAUGCUUUCAUUGUUUUCUUUUCUCUAAAUCAUUGUAUUUCUAUCAUAUGGCAAAAUGAUUUUCACAGAGACAAAUGGACUCUCAAAUUUUCAUCCGAUGUCAAACAGGUCUGUUUGUUUUAAAAGACCUAAAAUUGUCUAAUAUUGAAAGCUGUUUGAAUGGAAAAUGAUCUGUGCUCUGGUUUGCAUUACAAUAAAUUGCAAG
Messenger RNA from Xyrauchen texanus (razorback sucker), 7033 nucleotides. Its product is annotated as kelch-like protein diablo. The record is from RefSeq and is a predicted model, not a curated record. The transcript has 5 exons. Gene Ontology annotation, molecular function: protein binding. Lineage: Eukaryota; Metazoa; Chordata; Actinopteri; Cypriniformes; Catostomidae. Bases 433 to 2421 code for a protein of 662 amino acids.